Messenger RNA from Trichobilharzia szidati, 620 nucleotides. Lineage: Eukaryota; Metazoa; Platyhelminthes; Trematoda; Strigeidida; Schistosomatidae. The record is from the annotation of a GenBank genome assembly.
UGCUAGUAUAAUUAUCUGUUUAAACAAAAAAUUUUCUUCUUAAGAAAAAAAUAAUGAGCAGUAAUGAGUUAGUAAGGCAGAGAUCAACAAGUAUACCUCGAGUUCCUGAUAGUUAUACAGAUACAAAUUCUGAGCAGACAUCUCUUCGUACACGAAGUAUAUAUCUUGUCUAUCCACCUCCAGUGAAAUAUGAUCCAGCUCCACCGCCUAGAAUUGAUCCCUAUUUCUAUUCUAAACAAUGUAAAACUAUGCUAGCUGAAACUUCUAAUGCAAGUCAUUAUAUUCAUGAACGUGCAAAUCUUAUGCUACGCAAAGAAUAUGAGCGGUUUCAUAACCAAUGGUCUUCUUAUUAUUAUGGAAAUAGAAGAGAGAAGGAGGAUUAUCGGAAAUAUAUUCGUGAAGGAUUAAAACAACAAAUGAUGGAUAAAAUUAAAAGAAAAAAAGAAGAAUGGUUGAGUAAAUCAGCAGAAGCUAAACAAAUCCGAGAUGAUUGUGAAAAAUACUUCCAUAAUAAAAGAGUCAGUGAACAGCAGAAACGUGCAUUUCUACUCACAUUCAGGGAUAUUAAUAAGAAGGUAAACUAUACGCCAUACUUCAUUUAUUACUCUAAAUAUAAAUGA